AUGUUACCACUUUCUUUAUUAAACACAGCUCAAGGACACCCAAUGUUGGUAGAAUUGAAAAAUGGAGAAACAUUUAAUGGGCAUUUGGUAAAUUGUGAUAAUUGGAUGAACUUGACCUUAAGAGAAGAAGGAGAUCGAUUUUGGAGAUUACCUGAAUGUUAUAUCAGAGGAAAUACGAUUAAAUAUCUUAGAGUGCCAGAUGAAAUUAUAGAGAUGGUAAGAGAAGAUGCAAUAAGACAACGUGGUGGAUUUCGUGGCGGAAACUCUGGAAGAGGUGGUGGAGGUAGGGGUGGAGGUAGAGAUGUUAAAGGGGUGAAAUCAAAAAAAUAA
Entrophospora sp. SA101 is the source of this 330-nucleotide messenger RNA. NCBI's taxonomy places the organism in Eukaryota, Fungi, Glomeromycota, Glomeromycetes, Entrophosporales, Entrophosporaceae. The record is from the annotation of a GenBank genome assembly.